Messenger RNA from Sorex araneus (European shrew), 670 nucleotides. It is a transcript of the gene CLEC3B, whose product is annotated as C-type lectin domain family 3 member B. Bases 1 to 609 code for a protein of 202 amino acids. The record is from RefSeq and is a predicted model, not a curated record. The transcript is spliced from 3 exons. Lineage: Eukaryota; Metazoa; Chordata; Mammalia; Eulipotyphla; Soricidae.
AUGGAGCUGUGUGGAGCCUCCCUGCUCCUCUGCCUCUUCUCCCUCCUCACCCAGGUCAGCGCCGAGCCCCCAACCCCCAAGGCCAAGAAGGCAGGUAAUGCCAAGAAAGACCUCGUGAACCCCAAGAUGCUGGAGGAGCUCCGGAGCCGGCUGGAUGGCCUCGCAGAGGACGUGGCGCUGCUGAAGGAGCAGCAGGCCCUGCAGACGGUCUGCUUGAAGGGCACCAAGGUGCACCGGAAGUGCUUCCUGGCCUUCCCGUCGCCCAAGACCUUCCACGAGGCCAGCGAGGACUGCAUCUCGCGCGGGGGCACCCUGAGCGCCCCGCACUCGGGCGCGGAGAACGACGCGCUGUACGACUACGUGCGCCAGAGCGUGGGCACCGAGGCCGAGGUCUGGCUGGGCCUCAACGACCUGGCGGCCGAGGGCGCCUGGGUGGACAUGACCGGUGCGCCCCUGGCCUUCAAGAACUGGGAGACGGAGAUCACGGCGCAGCCCGAUGGCGGCAAGGCCGAGAACUGCGCGGCGCUGGCGGCCGGGGCCAGCGGCAGGUGGUUCGACCGGCGCUGCCGCGACAAGCUGCCCUACGUGUGCCAGUUCGCCAUCGUGUAGCCGGGGGGCGCGUGGGGCUUUGGGCGACCCCCGAGGGAGCCGCGGGAGGGUGGAGAGCGCG